AUUCCAAUGCUGGAGUGGUCUGCUGUCUUUCUCACUGUGCGAAAUGAACGAAACGUUCUAGACUAGUUGAAAUGAAGAAGGACUCGGGACUCGUUCGGAUGGUUGAAGAUUAAUUCUCUAGUGCAUGCGAGGGCAGAGGGCGGAAGGAGUAUCCUCGACCGCAGGCCGCCCAGUGACCCUGGUCUUGGGCGGAGGCGACAGCUUUUCGUACCCUCUUCGUGCUGAGAGGCCGGAGAGCAAUGGGGAAGUUGCAAGCCUGCACCGAAUGCUCUAGCGCAGCGCAGAAAGGCAUCGCUGCUGCGAAGGUUGGCCAUCUGGAGUGCUUGCGAGCGGUCUAUUCCAGUUCCAGUGUCCUCAAUGAGCGCGACCAGUUUGGCGCAACGCCGAUCCACUACGCUGCCCGCCAGGGUCAUCUGGAAUGCGUGAAGUGGCUGUGUGAGAGCAGCGGCGUCAGUCCCAACUCGGCUGCGCGCAACGGUGCCACUCCCGCGCAUGACGCCGCCGCUACCGGCCACGUGGAGUGCCUGAACUACCUGCUGAAGGAAACCAAAUGCAGCGCUAACGAUCGGACCAACGAAGGAGCAACGGUGCUGCAGCUGACCUGUCGCUUUGGCAAAGCUAAAGUUCUCAAGUGGCUCCUGUCCGAAGAAAUUGUCAGCUUGAAAGACAAGGGAGCUAACGAUGUAACAGCAGUCCACAUAGCAGCUGCUAAAGAUAACCUUUCCUGCUUGAAAGUGCUGACGCGAAGCAGGGAGUACACGGCCAACGAAGUGACGAAGAGCGGAGCUACGCCAGUUUACUUUGCUGCCCAGGAGGGAAGCCUGCGCAGCUUGAGAUGGCUUGUCGAGCGCUGCAACGGCGAUGCGUUGCAACGAGCAAGCGACGGCAUGGCCCCAGUGCACGCUGCAGCGGGCAGUGGCCACAUCCUGUGCAUGCAAUACUUGAUCGAGAACGCCGGCAUCAGCUCGCGAAUGCGCUCCGCCGAGGGAGCAACGCCGGCGCAUUACGCUGCGGCUGCCGGCAAGAUCCAGUGCCUUCAGUGGCUGCUGGACAAGAUAAAGGGCAAGAAACUCGACAAGGAUUUGUCUGGCGGUACGGCCAUCCACGAUGCGGCAGAGCUCGGCCAGGCGGAUGCGCUACGUGUGUUUCUGAGAAGAGGAUACAAGAGUGACGAGAAAGAUGAUGAAGGGGUAACUGCUCUGGAUCUAGCCCGUGAGAACAAUCACAAAGAAUGCGUCGAUCUUUUGCUCGGUGUUGGAAACAUUGGCACGGAUACCAAAGUGGACUUGAGUAAUCCUGGUGCUGCAAUUCGUAAGGCAUCAGCAAGUGCAGAUCACCGUGAUAAGCGUGCUUCAAUCAUUUCUAUGAGAAGUGAUGACUUUCAAAUGGACAUGCAGAAUGAAGCCGUUCAAGCAGAAGCCCGUUCUCCAGCAGUCACCUCUCAAGACUCGGUAGAUGGAGGGGCACAGGCCUCGCCUGAUCACCGUCCUCUGCCCCCGCCACCGCCACGAGCUGCUAAAGCCUCUGACGAGAUCCAGGCCGAGGCAAGUAAGCCGGACAUGCAGGGAGCAGUUACAAGCGACGAUGCUGCUACCGACAUGGCAUCGGACGGCGCCCGCGUGUUCAGUGAUACGGAUGACGAUGAGCUGGAUGAUUCCAAUAGCAGACAGCGUAAGAAGUCCAUUGCUGGCUUCUUCACGCAAAUGAAGAAACGGCUCAGCACCUCAUCGCUCGUCGACCCAUCGGCGAAAGCCAGUGAACCACCCACACCCACCGAUGAUGGCAAAGAUGCCGAGAGGAAGCGACGCCGAUUCAAAAUGCCCAAGCUGAAGAAGCUCUGGAGAUCUCAGACCAGUUUGGAUAAGGCAGCGACAGCAGCAUCAGCAGCCGCAGAGCAGCCGCCUCUCUCACCGUCAUCGAAUGUCCACUCGCCUGGCUUGGACAUGGUGGCCGAGGACGGCACUAUGCUGCCCGAGGAUACACCCAACACGACUGUGGUCUCGGACACGGAGCUGGAGAAGCUGGCAGGCGCUGAUGCUCUGGAAAAUGCCACACCAGACCUGCCACGCCACACCAGACCUGCCACGGCGGACUGCACCCAAGUUGACCGAGGAGGAAAAGGCGGAGCGGAAGAGAAAGGAACUCGAGGAUAG
Messenger RNA from Sycon ciliatum, 2153 nucleotides. Its product is annotated as espin-like. NCBI's taxonomy places the organism in Eukaryota, Metazoa, Porifera, Calcarea, Leucosolenida, Sycettidae. The transcript is spliced from 6 exons. The coding region runs from base 240 to 2153 and encodes 637 amino acids. The record is from RefSeq and is a predicted model, not a curated record. Gene Ontology annotation, molecular function: protein binding.